Vidua chalybeata is the source of this 2521-nucleotide messenger RNA. It is a transcript of the gene MEN1, whose product is annotated as menin 1. The transcript is spliced from 10 exons. Gene Ontology annotation, molecular function: transcription cis-regulatory region binding; chromatin binding; Y-form DNA binding. Gene Ontology annotation, cellular component: histone methyltransferase complex; chromatin; nucleus. The record is from RefSeq and is a predicted model, not a curated record. NCBI's taxonomy places the organism in Eukaryota, Metazoa, Chordata, Aves, Passeriformes, Viduidae. The coding region runs from base 34 to 1860 and encodes 608 amino acids. Gene Ontology annotation, biological process: negative regulation of cell population proliferation; negative regulation of cell cycle; regulation of transcription by RNA polymerase II.
GCCGCCCGCGCCGGCGGCGGCCGCGGCCCCAGCAUGGGGCUGAAGCCCUGGCAGAAGGCUCUGUUCCCCCUGCGCUCCGUGGCCGCCGUGGUGCGGCUCUUCGAGGCCGAGCUGCGGCAGCCCGAGCCCGACCUGGUGCUGCUCUCGCUGGUGCUGGGCUUCGUGGAGCAUUUCCUGGCCGUCAACCGAGUCCUCCCCACCAACGUCCCCGGGCUCACCUUCGAGUCCCGGCCCGGGCCGGACCCGCAGACCCGGCUGUACUUCCCGGUGGCCGAGCUGUCCAUCGUGGCCGCGCUCUACGCCCGCUUCACGGCGCAGAUCCGGGGGGCCGUGGACCUGUCCCUGUACCCCCGGCCCGACGGCUGCUCCUCGCGGGAGCUGGUGAGGAAAGUGUCCGAUGUCAUCUGGAACAGCCUCAGCCGCUCCUACUUCAAGGACCGGGCUCACAUCCAGUCCCUCUUCAGCUUCAUCACGGGUACGAAGCUGGACAGCUCAGGUGUGGCCUUCGCCGUGGUCGGCGCCUGCCAGGUGCUGGGGCUGCCGGACGUGCACCUGGCCCUGAGCGAGGACCACGCCUGGGUGGCCUUUGGGGCCGGGGGGUCCCAGACUGCCGAGGUCACCUGGCACGGGAAGGGCAACGAGGACAGGAGGGGACAGCCCGUGCAGGCCGGGGUGGCCGAGAGGAGCUGGCUGUACCUGAAGGGCUCCUACCUGCGCUGCACGCGGCACAUGGAGGUGGCGUUCAUGGUGUGUGCCAUCAACCCGUCCAUCGACGGCCACACUGACAGCCUGGAGCUGCUGCAGCUGCAGCAGCGCCUGCUGUGGCUGCUCUACGACAUGGGGCACCUGGACAGGUACCCCAUGGCGCUGGGGAACCUGGCCGACCUGGAGGAGCUGGAGCCCACCCCCGGCAGACCCGACCCCCUCACCCUGUACCACCAGGGCAUCCACUCUGCCCGCACCUACUACAACAAUGAGCACAUCUACCCCUACCUGUACCUGGCUGGCUUCCACUGCCGCAACAAGAACGUCAAGGAGGCCCUGGAGGCCUGGGCUGACACGGCCACCGUCAUCCAGGACUACAAUUACUGCCGUGAGGACGAGGAGAUCUACAAGGAAUUCUUUGACGUGGCCAACGACGUCAUCCCCAACCUGCUCAAGGAGGCGGCGGCCGAGCCCCCCCCGGGGGCUGAGGGGGCUCCCGGGGGUCUCCCAGCCCUGCAGGACCCCGAGUGCUUCGCUCACCUGCUGCGCUUCUACGACGGCAUCUGCAGGUGGGAGGAGGGGAGCCCCACGCCCGUCCUGCACGUGGGCUGGGCCACCUUCCUCGUGCAGUCCCUGGGCCGCUUCGAUGGCCAGGUGCGCCAGCAGGUGACCCUGCUCUCCGAGGACCCCACCCCCCCCGAGGCAGAUCUGGGGGGUCCCGAGGACCCCCGCGAUGGCCGCCGCCGGGGUCCCCGCCGCGAAUCCAAACCCGAGGAGCCGCCCACCCCCAAAAAACCCACCCGAGCGCCGCCCCCUCCCCGCGCCCCCCGCCCCGAGGAGACCCCGGCUCCCCUUCCCCCUCCUCCUCCUCCUCCUCCUCCCCCCACCACCGCCGCAGCGCCCCCGGCCCCCGGGACCCCCGCGACCCCCGGGCCGGCCCCGGCCGCGCCCCCGCCGCCCCCGGCGGGGCCGGUGCUGCGGUUCCGCUCGCAGAAGAUGCGCGGCAUGAAGGAGCUGCUGCGGGCGGCCAAGGUCAACUCGAGCGCCAUCAAACUGCAGCUCACGGCCCAGUCCCAGGUGCAGCCGCGCCGGCCCCGCGCCCCGCCCGGCGCCUACCCCCUGCCCUUCCUCAAGAGACCCCGGAAAGGCUCCUAGGGAGCCCCAAAAAGGGUCCUGGGGAACCCCAAAAACCCCAGAGAGACCUUGAACAGGGUCCUAGGGAGCCCCAAAAAAACCCCAAAUCCCUGGGAGAUUCAGUGUCCCCCUGCCCUUCCUCAAGAGAUCCUGAACAGGGUCCUGGGGAACCCCAAAAACCCCAGAGAGACCCCGAAAAGGCUCCUGGGGAGCCGCAAAAGACUCCUAGGGAGCCCCAAAAUCCCAGGGAGACUCCUAAAAGGGUCCUGGGGAGCCCCAAAAACCCAAGAGAGACCCUGAACAGGGUCCUGGGGAGCCCCAAAAUCCCUGGGAGAUGCAGUGCCCACCCUGCCCUUCCUCAAGAGACCCCACAAACCCCAAAGAGACCCCAAAAAGGGUCCUAGGGAGCCCCGAAAUCCCAGCCUGGCCCUGCCCCAGGUGCAGCCCCCCUCAACCCUUUGUCAACAGGUUCCAGAAAAAAUUCUCUCCCCAGAUUGGAAGAAUUUGGGGUGGAAUUUGGGCAGGAAUGAGGGGCUGGGGGGUACAAGGGGCUGGGGACGGGAGAUUUUGGCGGGGUGGGGGGGUUUGGAUUUGGGGGUUUAGGCAGCAGAGGGGGCGUCAGGCAGAGGAUUUUUGGGGGGCACAGCUCAGUUUUGGGGUGCCCAACACGAGGCCUUCGGGG